CAGUGGACCUUUGCAGUUUGCCUGGCCUGUAGGUAUUGCUGUGCACCCUCAAUCCAAGAAGAUAUAUGUUACAGAUGCCGGUAAUGGCCGUGUCCAGAUCCUCAAUGAAGACCUGACAUUUUACAAGACAUUUGGCUCCAGAGGCUCAGGCAAUGGGCAGUUUAAUAAUCCACUUGGAGUUAGUUUUGACAGUACUCGGAAUGUAUACAUUGCUGAUACUUUUAACCGCAGAGUACAAGUGUUCACAGCAGAUGGAGAGCACAUUCGACAGUUUGAGAAGAGAGGAAGCAAUAAGAACGGAAUAGCCAUGGACUCAAACAACAUUGUCUAUGUUAGUGACUCUGCUAACAAUAUCUCAGUCUUCACUAAAGAGGGACACUUUCUGACAUCAUUUGGCACGCAAGGAAAUAGACCGGGACAGUUUAACCGUCCAAGUGGAAUGGCUAUUUCAAGGAAUGGAGUCAUCUAUGUCAGUGACUGCAUCAAUGAGCGUAUUCAAGUUUUUUGAGAAAUUUUUUCUCUUAUGCAUCUUGCGUAUAAUAUGUUACAAACAAGAUGUUCAGUUAUUCUCAAGCAAAAGUUGAAUCUACUUUGCGCUUGCUUGCAUUCAAAUAAGCGAAGCGGGAACUACCCACCACAAUUUGUAUCGAUGCAUAAUUUCGUAGACUGGUUGUAAGCCGCAAGAUUUGCGGAGAAGAUCCUUGACUUUCUGAAAGGGUACAUUCUGGGGAUUUAUGGGACUUACCUAUGGCGGGCCAGUCCCCCACAAACAAAUCCUAACCCUACUGUCAAUCAUCUUGCCAUGCUUGAUCACUUCAUCUCCUUUUGCCUCGGGUUCCCCAUUACUUUAUGCUUUUUACUUCUCCACUUUUUUUCAUUUUCCUUGCCUCUUUGUCUUUGCCUCCUCUUUGUUUAUUGCAUGGUCUAUUUAUACAACAUUUCUUCCCACCACAUCCUCUAGGUUGGGACUCUACUGAAGUUGGUUGGUUCUUCAGUUCCAGUGGAUGAGUCUCAUUCUCUUCUGGAGCCUCUCCUCAGAGAUAAGUCCAAGGUGGGGGUGAUGGCAGGGCAGGCGUGGCAGGAGAUCCAGAGCGUCGUCUCUCUCUUUCGUCUCCUGGGGGGUAAGGAGCAGGUGUUACUCCACCCCGCACUCUCCCCCGCCUACCACCAUUACUCCGGAGUAGUCUUCUCCGUGUUCCAGACGACGGGGGAGGUCCAUAGGGGUCAACGACGUCAUCGGAGCAGGGUUAUACCUGUUGCUAUUGGUGGGAGAUACGACAGACUGCUGAGUGGCCUCAAGUCCUGUGGGGACGGAGUCUCUCCUGGAAUGGGCGUGGUUGGUGUGGGUGUGGUUGGGGAGGAGAUAAUGAGGGGCGUGACAUCUGAAUACCAACAUGGAAGGUGUCCAGUGACCAAGAGCAGUGUCCUGGUGUGCUGGCUGGGGCACGAGUCACUGCAGGCUCAGUGCUUGAAGCUGGUCACACAGCUGUGGUCUCACGGGGUGGCAGCUGACUUGGUAUACGAGAACCAGGAACUAGACUCCCUGGAAGACAUUCAGGAAUUCUGCCGCCGGAGUCUGAUACCGCACAUCGUGGUAUUGAGUGACAAGGAGCUGUUUUUUGAGAGGAAGCAGGUUAGAUUGAGGUCACUGGAGGUCAACGGGAAGACGUCGGAGCGAGUCCUGGGCGUGGCGGAGCUACCAGAGUUUCUUCUGCAGCAGAGACACAGUACGGACCGCAGCGACUCUGUAGAGACUCAGACAACCACCAGAUCAGGGGGAGGCCCCUCUGGUUCAGACUCGUUUCCCUCCAACGCACGCCCACCAGUCUGUGUGACUGUUUUGUCGACCUCUAAGCUGAGUGGCCACAACAAGAGAAAGAUUCAUGAUGCUACUCUGACAAAGCUGCUGCCAUUGCUGGAGACGUUUCCCUCCAAACAGCCUCUGGAGAUAUUGGUGGUGGACCUUAAAAGUGAUGUCCUGUGUUCUUUGGCUGCGGAAGUCAAUAGAAAGAAAUGUGGCCCAGACGGCGGAGAUAUGGUGUCGGUUGUCAAGUCCCUCACCGAGAGACACUCGGCGCUAAACAAGAAGUACGUCACUAGAGUCUGCGAGAGUAUUGAGGAACUUCUGCAGAAAAGAGUGUCCAUGGUAUUUGUGUACAGCCACUCUUCGGAACACUGUCAGACUAUUCUGAACUCUCUCGAGUCACUCGGCAACCUUCACAUCACUGCUUCAUGAUCUCAAUCAUGCGACGACGUCAUUGCUGUAUCACAUGAUCCUCAUACUUGGUCACGUGGCCUCGUCCCGUCACAAACAUUCAUACAAUGAGUCACCCAGUUCACAAUGUGUGUAUGUUUAUUUAUUACAUUUUUAAUUCCGUGGUGGUUAA
Messenger RNA from Geodia barretti, 2387 nucleotides. NCBI's taxonomy places the organism in Eukaryota, Metazoa, Porifera, Demospongiae, Tetractinellida, Geodiidae. The record is from the annotation of a GenBank genome assembly.